Vavraia culicis subsp. floridensis is the source of this 1079-nucleotide messenger RNA. RefSeq lists its product as uncharacterized. The coding region runs from base 1 to 993 and encodes 330 amino acids. Lineage: Eukaryota; Fungi; Microsporidia; Pleistophoridae. The transcript has a single exon. The record is from RefSeq and is a predicted model, not a curated record.
AUGGUUCUUGGGAUUCCCUGUUAUGUCUUAGAAUCAACUCGCUACAUACAAAUAUCGCACAAAUCACUACUCAUAUUCGAGAAAGAAGGCAGUCUGAUCGAUAGUAUCAGCCUGGAAUCGAUCAAAUCUCUACAUGUAAAAAACGAAGACAAAUUCUUUUUACGUAUAACAUACAGGAACAACCUAGAGCUGGUGUUAAAAUUUGACAGUUACCUGAACAGAGACAUAACGAAAUCACUCAUAAUAUUUGUUGAAAAAGAAAUAAAAGAACGCAAGCGAAUAGAUGUCGGCGAUACCGAUUUGUACAAUGAAUUAACAAGCAAGUACCACUUUGAUGAAAAGUUAUACAGUUCACUGACCGGCGAAAUACGCGGGCAACAAAUAAAAAAUUUCAGUCUUUACGAGAUAGAGAGCAAGAACGAUCUGCUCAAGUGCUUUAUCCAGCAGCCUUAUCUGCUACAUAUUUACGUAGAAAUGCAGGUAACGCUCAAGCAAUUUUUCAAUCUACUGAAGGGCAGCUAUUUUUUUGAUGAUCGUAACGAAAAGAACGCUGUCGACAGACGCAUACAAGGUAUGUUUGGGGUAGAGCUGAAUUUCGCAAGCAGGGUUAACCAACACAAUAGGAACGAAGUUGAAGAUGUUGAGGAGAUCAGCAGCAAGCCAUUGGUUGAAAAAGAGAUCGCAUUCUCACCCAUCUAUCCAUAUGAGGAGAACAUUAUUGAGGAAGCAAGGGAGUUUAUUGAACCCGUUCUAAACGGCAUAAAAGUUGAUUUAAAAGCCGAUAACGAGCCGAUAAAUGAUACUUGUGAAUAUACUAAAGGAAAUAUGAUAAAUAUUUGUUCUUUCAUUUACGAGAACAGGAAUUCGGUAAAUAAGUCAGAAGAAAUCAGGAAGCUGGCGAAAGAAGUUGAAGAAGAAAUGCUUAAAAACGUAGGCGAGCAUGAAAAAAAAAUUUUUGGAAGAGUUGUACCGUCAUUUUUCCUAAAAAAAUAGCCUGACAUAAACUAUUGAACACUAAGAAAUAAUUUUUAGCUGUGGUAUUAUUUUUUUCUAAUAUUAAAUUACACUUCAUCACUUGA